Elaeis guineensis (African oil palm) is the source of this 1208-nucleotide messenger RNA. RefSeq names its product zinc transporter 4, chloroplastic-like. NCBI's taxonomy places the organism in Eukaryota, Viridiplantae, Streptophyta, Magnoliopsida, Arecales, Arecaceae. The record is from RefSeq and is a predicted model, not a curated record. Gene Ontology annotation, molecular function: zinc ion transmembrane transporter activity. Gene Ontology annotation, cellular component: plasma membrane. Gene Ontology annotation, biological process: zinc ion transmembrane transport.
UUCUCCUCUCAAGGAGAAAGGAAGAAGCUCUGGAAGUCCCCAUGGUGGCGGGAGAUGGAGAAUGCCGUGACGACGAGGCGGCGAUGCCACUGAAACUGGCUGCGAUCGCCGCGAUCCUCGUCUCCAGCAUCGCCGGCGUGGCGAUCCCACUGGCCGGGAGACGGCGGCGGUUCCUCCGCCCCGACGGUGGCGGGUUCGCCUUCGUCAAGUCCUUUGGAGCGGGCGUGAUCCUGGCGACGGGAUUCGUCCACAUGCUCCCCGAGGCGACAGAGUCGCUGGCGGACGCCGCCAUGCCGGUGCGGGCGUUGCCUGAGUUCCCAUUCGCGGGCUUUGCGGCGAUGAUCGCCACGCUCGGGACGCUCGUGCUGGACUUCGUCGGAACGACGUUCUACGAGCGGGAGCACGGGGCGGAGAAGGGGAAGCAGAAGGAGCCGAGGGUUGGGGUCUGGUCCCAGGGGAACGGCGAGGUCGACGGCAACGCAAUGCGCACCAUCGGGGUGCCCGCACGCGCCGCGGCGCAUGGGGAGAUGGGCUGGGGAGCGGUGCCUUCGCACGUGCGGCACGUCGUCGUAUCACAGAUCCUGGAGCUUGGGAUUGUUUCACACUCAGUGAUUAUAGGCUUGUCCUUGGGGGUGUCACGAAACCCAUGCACUAUCAGACCCCUAAUAGCUGCCUUGUCCUUCCACCAGUUCUUCGAGGGAUUUGCGCUGGGAGGAUACAUCUCUCAGGCUCAAUUCAGCAGUCUCAAGGAAACGGUAAUGGCGUGCUUCUUUGCCUUGACAACACCUGGAGGGAUCGGCCUGGGCCUCUCAGUGGCAUCAUUUUAUGAUCCUGAUAGCCCGGCAGCCAUGGUGGCGGAGGGACUUCUGGACUCCAUCUCUGCAGGCAUCCUGAUCUACAUGGCGCUGGUGGAUUUGAUCGCUGCCGACGUCCUCGACCGCCUCAAGAACAGCAGCAUAUCUCUCCAGGUUGGCACCUGUGUCGCCCUUUUCUCUGGUGCUGGACUCAUGUCUCUGCUGGCCUUAUGGGCCUGAAGUAUACGCGAUGCUGCAGUCUUUGGAAGACCCAGGCUAGUUAAUCGAGAGGCCAUCUUUUGUGCUAUGCAUCCUCCCACUCUCGAUCCCAUGUAAAAGUUCCUACUGUACAAACUCUGUAAGUUCCUCUAUUAAUAAAAGCAGGGUGGUAGAUCCUCAUGUUCGGUAAAAAAA